Echinostoma caproni is the source of this 645-nucleotide messenger RNA. Lineage: Eukaryota; Metazoa; Platyhelminthes; Trematoda; Plagiorchiida; Echinostomatidae. The record is from the annotation of a GenBank genome assembly.
AUGAACUGCCAGGGGUCCGCCGACCCGGUUGGCUUUUGGUUCUCUCACUUUGGUGAGGAAACAGCUUCGCUAUGGAAGAUAGUGACACGUCAGACUAGCAAGGCAUUCACAUUCCCAUUUUGUCUGGAUGACUCAGACCCGGUGGCGUUUCACGAGAACGCUCGACAACCGGAAUGUCUGGUCCCCAUCAGGUUAGAUAUCGAAUGUGAUGGUGUCAAGUUGCGCGAUUGUUUCACCUGGAAUCGGAACGAAUUGCUUAUCACACCGGAACAGAUGGCCGAGGUCUUGUGCGAUGAUCUCGAUCUGAACCCGAUCAGUUUCGUCCCGGCCAUUGUAAAUGCUAUCAAGCAACAGGUUGAAGCUCAUCCAGUAGACUAUCUGUUGGCUGGACAGACCGACACUCGGGUAAUCAUUCGUCUCAAUAUCCAUGUUGGCAACACCUCACUAGUCGAUCAGUUUGAAUGGGAUUUGUCGGAGCCAGAGAAUUCGCCGGAACUAUUUGCCAGUCGCUUGUGCGCGGAAUUGGGUCUGGGAGGAGAAUUCGUGACCGCAGUCGCGUACAGUAUUCGAGGUCAAUUGGCCUGGCAUCAGCGUGUCUAUGCGUUCAGGGGGAUACCUUCACAGAAGAAGGUUAACUGUGAAUAA